This is a messenger RNA of Dracunculus medinensis (Guinea worm), 1440 nucleotides long. The record is from the annotation of a GenBank genome assembly. Lineage: Eukaryota; Metazoa; Nematoda; Chromadorea; Rhabditida; Dracunculidae.
AUGUGUAAAGCAUUUCUUUUUCUCUUCGUUACCAUUGUAGAUGCUGCACGGCCACAUAUCGCCAUCAAUUUACCUGAUGCACCUGAUAAUGAUGUGGUACUAUACUCCGGAUAUUUGGAUCUCGAAGAUGAUAGCCAUGCUCAUUAUAUGUUUACUGCAGCCGAAAGUGAUCCUAAUUCCAAACCACUUCUGGUUUGGCUUGGUAGCUCAAUGGGACACUCAGUAAUGCAUCACUUUUUCCAUCUUUUUGGACCCUACAUAAUUCGUUCUUCAAAUAGCUCAUUGGAAAGAAACAAUGAUGCAUGGAGUAAAGUCGGUAAUGUGCUGUUCAUCGAUAAUUCCAUUCAAGCUGGAUUCUCUUAUGGCCAAGAAAAUAAUCAAACCUUUGAUGUUUACACUAGAUGUGAUUUUACAUACAAGCUAUUACUAAAAUUUUUUGAAGAAUUUCCCGAAUUUAAGGCGAAUGAUCUAUACAUUGGUGGCUCUAGUGGAACUGGCCAAUAUGCACCACUUAUUGCACUGAAAAUAGCAGAAAAUAAAGCAGAAAAUCAAAUAAAUUUAAAAGUAAAAAUUACGACAUUCAUUUCAUUCGAUGAAAAUAUUUUUGGCCAAGACACAGUGAUUAUGGGAUUGAUAAUCGGAAAUGCUAUUUUAAGUAUGGACGAAAUUUCGAUUGACUUAGCUAUGUACAUGUACAGUUAUGGCCUCGUCGAUGAAAGGACUUAUGAAACUGCUCAAAGGAAUUGUUGUAAUGGAGUUCUUGACAAAUGUGAGAUUCACAACGCUAUUAGCGUUUCGGAAUUCUGUGCCGAGUUCUUUUUCGACAUCUUAUAUUUCGCAGAACGAUCUGGUUUAAAUAUGUUUAAUUUGAACGAAAAAUGUGAAAAAGAUGCUCAAGUGAUAGAUGCAUUGCAAAAAAAUUUUGCUAAAGAAGGAUUAACAGGAUUGACAGAUUUUAUAAGUCUCUAUGCUGAGAAAGCCGAUGUAAAAUGUGUUGAUGAAAUUCCAUAUAGCACAUAUUUAAACAGAACAGAUGUGCGACGAGCUCUGAAUAUACCUGAGGAUGUUCGGUCAUGGGAGAUGUACAGAUCGGUUCCAUACAGAUUUGCAAUACCUGAGGAUAACUAUAAAGUGGUCAAAAAGGUUAUCGAUUCUAAUAUACGCUUAUUUUUAUUUGGUGGCGAUUUGUCUUUAACAUCGCCCAUGCUUCAUUCACAAAGAUUUGCGAAUAAACUUGGAUAUGAGCAAACGACCACAAUAUUACCAUUUUUUAUUGAAGAAGGCCAAAUAGCAGGCCAUUUUGUUAAAUAUGGUCCUAUUCAAGUUGCUUCAAUAUUGGACUCUGGUAUGUAUGGUUCCGGAAAAAAAUUAGAGACAAUCUGUAUACUCUCUGCAUUUGUGAGUGAUGGAAAAAGAAAUUUUUCAACUUAUCAAUCGUAA